AUGCGUGUUGUCAGUCAGCUGUGUAUUUCCAUAAUUGCCGUGUGAUGUUAGUUUGUGCGCAGUCUGUGUGGAGUUGCACAACAGAUUGGAAGAUGUUUGUCGAAGAUGCUUGUGAAGAACUUUGCACUAUUAGCAAAGACUCACAUGUGUGAGUCUGACAAACAGGAAGAGUGCAACACAUGCUCUGUCAAAUCUGUGAUAAAGCACAGUUUAUGGAAAUCUUUUUUUAAAUAAUUUAUGUUUUUAUUGCAGAGUGACUCUGGAACAAGAAUGGCAGCGCGUCUCGAACCUCAAGUCAUGCGUUAACUUUUAAAAUCAGUCAUGGAGGAGCUGGACCCGGAGGAGCAGUUCCUCAGGGAUUCUAGGAACGGCAACCUAGAAGGAAUCCAAAAGCUUUUGAUGUCCAAGAUAAAGGAGGAGGCCAAAAUCGACAUCAACUGCAAGGGCAAGAGCAAAUCUAAUCAUGGAUGGACUCCUCUUCAUCUGGCCUGCUACUUUGGACACAGAGAUGUUGUUGAGGCCUUACUGAAGGCUGGAGCAGAUGUUAAUUUGCCAAAUAAUGUCGGAGACACACCUCUCCAUAAAGCAGCAUUCACUGGGAGAAAAGAGGUUGUAAUGUUGCUUCUUCAGUACGACGCUUGCGCUUCUGUCAUCAAUGGCAUGGCCCAGAUACCUAAAGACAUUACCCAGAGUGCUGAGAUUAAAAGCAUGUUGGAGGCUGCUGAGAGGACUGAAGAGAGGAAACUAGAGGAGCAGCUGCUGGAGGCGGCGCGGGAAGGAGCCAUAUCUACCCUCACAAGACUGCUAAACAUGAAGAAACCCCCAAACAUAAGCUGCACAGACUUGUUGGGCAACACGCCGCUGCACUGCACCGCUUACAGAGGCCAGAAACAGUGCGCCGUCAAACUCCUGCAACACAAGGCCAACCCCAACAUCAAGAACAAAAUCGAUCAGACUGUUUUUGAUUUGGCGAACGAUGCAGAAAUGAAGCAGAUCAUUACAGGAAAUGUUAUGAAAGGUAUGACGCGACAUGUUAAAAUGUUCGAGGGGCCUCUUUGGAAGAGCUCAAGGUUUUUUGGCUGGCGCUCCUACUGGGUAGUUCUUCUGGAUGGAGUCUUGUCAUGGUACCCUAAACGGUCAGAUGCAGAUUCAAACACUCACCGGCAAGGUUGCAAACCGCUAACACAAGCGCAGAGCUUGAUUAAAGCGAAAGAUAACUGCUAUUUCACAGUCAGGUGCUUUGAUGACACUGUUCACCAUUUCAAAGUGUCACAGAAGAACGACCCCGAAUCCACCAGAAAACGGGCUGAGGCGUGCCAUCAGAAACUGGAGACGGAGGUGUUGGCCCUCCUGUCCAUGGUGAAAGAAGAUGGCCUGGCGGAACCAGUCGUUCAGAAGCUGAAGGAGGUCUGUGAAGCCUCCAGUGAAACCUGCUCCUCACUGCACCAGUGUCUGGGGCUGUUUUCCAAACAGGAAGGAGCACGCAGUUUGAAACUGGAGCAGGAGCUGGAGAAGAAUAAAAUCCUGUCGGAGGCUCUGCAGACGCUGGCCACGGAACAUCAUGAGCUGGAGCAGUCGGUGGUUAAAGGCUCGUCGCCCCGCAGCGUCCUCAGCGAAGACGAGUUCCACGACGCUCUGUCUGAUUCGGACUCUGAGCCCGCGCUGAGCAGUUGUGAGAAAGCCGGCCAUUCGUACGAAGACGGAGAGGACUUCAAUUCCGAGCUCUACUGCAGCAUCUCAAGUCAUCUCAGCGGCAGGAUGUCCCGGGAAGACCGUCGUGGAGAGGAAGAGGACGAUGAUGAGGUGGCCAGUGUUAACGGAGUGAGGAAACGCAGUAAACGAAUGUAUGUGUUUUCUAUCCAGUGUGUGGCCGCGUUUGCCGUAUCAGCUGUGGCGUCUCAGUGGGAAAGGACGGGUAAACCCUUCAACCCCCUACUAGGAGAAACGUAUGAGUUAGUCAGGGAUGAUCUUGGUUUCCGGCUGAUAUCAGAACAAGUGAGCCACCAUCCUCCCGUCAGCGCCUUCCAUGCAGAGGGUUUGCAGAAGGACUUUGUGUUUCAUGGCUCCAUCUACCCCAAACUGAAGUUCUGGGGCAAAAGUGUGGAGGCCGAACCUAAGGGCAUCAUCACUCUAGAACUUCCCAAGCAUAAUGAGGCAUACACAUGGACGAACCCCACGUGUUGUGUCCACAACAUCAUCGUGGGACAGCUGUGGAUCGAACAGUACGGCAGUGUGGAGGUUAUCAACCACAGAACUGGUGAAAAAUGCUGUCUGAGUUUCAAACCGUGUGGGCUUUUUGGGAAGGAAUUACAUAAGGUUGAAGGCUACAUCCUGGACAAGAGCAAAAAGAAAGUGUACAAUCUUUAUGGGAAAUGGACGGAAUGCAUGUACAUAGUUGACCCAGCUACAUUUGAAACCCACAGGAAGAAUGAUAAGAAAGCAUCAGAAGACAAGAAAAGCAGUAAACAGUCAUCAGACUCAGAAGAAACACCUCAGCUAGAUGGAGAUUCACUAGAGGUUAUUCCAGGAAGUCAGUUGCUCUGGAGAAUAGCACCUAGACCAGUAAACUCUGCCCAGAUGUACAACUUCACUACAUUCGCAAUGCAGCUCAAUGAGCUGGACAAAGAGAUUGAAGUGGUCAUCCCAAAAACGGACAGCAGACUGAGGCCGGACAUACAAGCCAUGGAGAAUGGAGACAUCGACCUGGCCAGUGAGGAGAAGAAGAGAUUGGAGGAGAAACAGAGGGCGGCACGUAAGAACCGCUCUAAGUCGGAUGAUGAGUGGAAGAUGAGAAACGUCACCUCUGGCCCCAGGUGGUUUCAUCAAGGUCCAAAUCCACACAACGGCUCUCAGGACUGGCUGUUCUCCAAUGGCUACUGGGACCGUGAUUAUUCCCAAUUACCAGACAUCUACUGACCUACAGGAAACAAUUGUAUAGUCAAGACUACCCAAAAUGUAACUAUAAAACUGUGCACCCUGUGCUGGUUGGCCAGGUGAACAUUCAAAUAUCAUAAAUAAUACACCGUUUCAAGAGAGAACUUUAAUUUAAGCUUACUGAAUUUAGUUUUACACGGUUUCAUAUUUAAAUGCAUAUGUAAUAACCAAGGGUUUUAGGAACUACAGAUUGUGACAUAUAAAAGAUGAUAAUCACAAGUUGGGCUUGAUAUAGUAAUAUCAGUGUACUGUAAUAGCAAUAAUGGUUCUGAUUUAGUCUUAUGAAAAAUGUCUUAUGAAUUUUUUUUUUUUUAAGAUCUGUUAACAGUUGUAGAUUUUGGGUGCUCCCCAAGGCUCAAGUCUGAGUCUGUUUUGUUUUCGGUUCAUUGGCUUAAAAAUUAACUUGGCAUUUCUUGAGUUGGAACAUUCCCACUGUGUUGAGUGUGGAAUGUGGUAUUAAACAACUGGUUGUGAAAAUGACAAAUUCAGAGUUUCUAUUCUCCACGUACAAUACAGUAUUAGGACAGUGUGUCUAUUUCUGCUGCUCUUUUUGUUGUGAUGUUGAUUUUUAUUUAGAGAGAUGCCUCUGCGGUGUUACUAAUAUAUUGAUUAAUGUCGUUUGUUAUAUUAUAAUAUAACAAUCUUAUUUAAAUUAUGCAUUUAUCAUGAGUUAGUUAUUCAUCUAUUUUUACAUUUUUAAAGUAUAAAGGUGGUCAGAAACAUGAAGCGGUACUGACCAUUUGAUGCGGUCUACUCUUAACCCCAUUAUCAGUUUAUUUUCUGUGUGUGUUACAUGUGUGUGUAUAUUUUCUUAUCAAAACAAAAGUGCCUACAGAUGAUGAGCAGAAUAAUUCUGUGCAUAAAAGGCAUUAAAUAUUGUAUUUAGAUCUAUAUCUAAAAAAUAAAAACCUA
Molecule: messenger RNA, 3846 nt
Organism: Sinocyclocheilus grahami
Lineage: Eukaryota; Metazoa; Chordata; Actinopteri; Cypriniformes; Cyprinidae
Product: oxysterol-binding protein-related protein 1-like
Exons: 26
Coding region: 322-2916 (864 amino acids)
Cellular component (GO): cytosol; perinuclear endoplasmic reticulum; plasma membrane
Molecular function (GO): cholesterol binding; protein binding
Source: RefSeq, a predicted model, not a curated record